GAAAUGCUCUUCAUCACCUUUUCUGAUCUUGUAUCAGCAGAUUAAGCUGUUCUAACUUGUACUUCGUAUCCGAGCUCAUGGAGAUGUUACGUCCACAUUAUGGAAUCGGAUUUGACAAGAUCCGACGUUGUUCCGAUCCGUUUUUGCGUCACCAACGGUUAGCAAGCAAGGAACAGAUGCCAAAAGAGAAACCAGCGGCGAUGCGAUGGCCGGCCUCCCCGCCUCCUUCUCCUCCCACCACCCUCCUGAAAAUAGGCAAAGAGGAAAGUUUGCUGUUAUCUUCCCUGUAUCCCGUUAGGAAAAGGAGGUGGGGAGCCCUCUCGGCAGUUCUGCGCUUCUCCCCUCUUUCUGGAAUCCCUCCAUCAGGCCCAUCUUUUUCAUCUCCCCGCCUAAUCCUAUCUGCUUCCUCAACAUUUUCUACAAGAAUAAAAAUAAAAACAAAAAAGUUAGAACUGUCGGUGUUUGUAGCAUAAGAGAUAAAAGAGAGAAGAAAUUUAGAGACGGGUACAAAUUCAAGGUGGUGGAAAUGUUCAAAUCUCUAAAUUGACAAUUUAGAGAGGUGGCCAAACUCCAAAGUGGGGGUUUUCUGAAAGAGAGGUAAGGGAAGGUGCGGUACGUCUGUGUCGUACAGAAGAAAGCCCUGCCCUAGUGGCACCAAAUUGCAACUUUUGCAAAAUUUUGAAUUAGUAGGGAGAAGCCACAGGACCAGCAUGAAAUCUUGGCAAGAAAGUAGAUUGCAGGAGAAGAAUCUCUGCCUUAUGGCGUCUCCCCUAUCUCCUUUCCGCAUUUUCAUCAUCUUAUAAGGAAAAGGUGAGGGAUAGAUAAAAAUGGCACCUGGGCUAAGCACAUUGGAGGGAUUAAGGACUCCAUCGUUCUCCUCUCACUGGGUGAACAGUGGCAGGUUGGAUGGAAAAGCAACCGUGUCCAGUGGGUGGGCAGGAAGUGCGCAUUUGAUUGCAAAGCUAAAGGAGACGGUGCAUCGUUUUCGGGCCACACUCGACCUUCCUCCAUGUAACGAAUCUGUUUCCCUGGACGAGUUGCUUAGGCGUUCAUUUGAUGAUCUACAGAGGCUGCACCCCAGGCAUGUCUCAUGCGCUCCCAUUGACAAAACUGCUUCAAUUUAUCAGAUCUUGCACCAUUUUUAUCAAACUCUUGGAGGGGUCCAACAAUCGUGGGCAGUGAACUACAAAGCUGUAAAAAUUGAACAAAAUCGUGUUCAAAUGGAAGAGGACCUCACCUUGGACCAACUGAGUGAAAUGAUUUUGGAGAGGUUAGGACGCAUGAUUAAGGAGGCAAAGGUCAUCUUUGAUCUUGUGGAGGAAGAUGAUGAAAACAAUGCUAAACACCAAGAGGCCAGAUUUGAUGACCUUUUAAAGGGAGAUGAUGACAAAAGUUCUUCAGAAGACAAGGGCUUCCGCGAGCGACCACUCACUCCAACUUCGGUUCUACCACAGACACCACAAACCUCUCUGAGAUUCCAUGCUGAGGAUAUUGUUACAUACUCACCUCCAUUGCUUUGGCCUCUAAGACUUCAAGCAGUAGGCAAGCUGAAGCCCAUGGAUGUGAAGCGCCUCUCUUUCCACAUGUUUCCUCAUACACCUCCUGAGGCCCGUCCUGGGAUCCUCCAUGGCUCGAGCAGCGAAAGCGACAACGCAAAACUGCAGGUCGAAGUAGCCAAUAGUUCCAGCAGUCUAGUAGCUCCCUCUUCCAUAAAACAGCCCAUGGACUUGAAGACCGCACUGAAAGACACAAGUCAAAUUGUGCCUAAAGAUGAUACCAGUGGCACUACAAAUGAUCCCUCUAGGAUGUCUGGUGUCAUACGCAGCCCUACAAAAUCAUUUGUGAACAAUGCCAAUCCGAAAGAGAUCAUGAAUGAUAACAGCUCUGGCAGCGAUGCCAUGUCUGAACUUGGUUCCCAUGCUGCAAUGAACAAGGUCAAUGAAUGUCAACGUAGUGGUGAUGGUACCACAUUUUUGAACAAGAGCGAUAUAGUUAGCUUUAGUAGUGAAGCCUUUUCAAAGGGCAGCAUUCCUACGCCGGCUUCCAAACCUGUAUUCGUAUCUCCUCCACAUUUGAAGCCUAUAUCUCUUCGUCCUCUUAAUCCUGCAGUGUCGGAUCCUGUGGCUAUUAGUUCUUCUCCUCCUACAGCUGCGACACCAAUGUCCAUACCGAGUCUCCUUCCUGCACCUCCAACUCCUGUAUCUAUUCAUGCUCCUCCUCCAACACCUGUGAAACCGAUUUCUAUACAUCAUUUUCUCUCACAAACUUUGGAGAGUCUGUGUACCAGUUCUGCACCACCUACUCCUGUGACUCCCUCCGCUGCAUAUUCUACUAUGUCUCCAUCUUUGCAGCCUAUAUCUGUUCUUCCUCCUCCUCCUCCUCCUCCUCCUCCCCUUUUGCAUCUGAAGCCCAUAUCUGCGCAUCAUCCUCCUCCACCACCACCAUUAAAUCCAGCAACAUCAAAGGUAGAGAAAGAGGCCCUUAGUAAGAAUAAUAGCAGCACUAACCUUUCAGAUCCAAGCCCACCUCAGCCACCAACUCCACCCCCAUUAGUGUCACCGAAAAGUUCUGCUCCUCCUCCUCCUCCACCACCACCACCACCAAUGCUCCUAAAAGGCGGUUCUGCUGCUCCACUACCACCAACGCAGCUUAAAGGCGGUUCUGCUCCUCCACCCCCACCAAUGCCGCCAAAACUUGGCAUUGCUCCUCCACCUCCACCACUUCUGCCAAGAGGUGCAGCUGCUCCUCCACCUCCACCUCCUUUAGGUGUGACGAGAGCCUUGCGCCCAAAGAAAGCAAACACCAAGCUGAAGAGAUCAACACAAAUUGGCAAUCUUUAUAGGCUUCUGAAGGGGAAACUUGAAGGCGGAACUCCAGAAGGCAAAUCUCCACGUAAGUCUCAAGGUGGUAGCAGCAGUGAGAACCAGAAGCAGGGGAUGGCCGAUGCACUUGCUGAGAUGACAAAAAGGUCAGCCUAUUUUCGCCAGAUUGAAGAAGAUGUACAGAAGCAUGCAACGGCAAUAAGAGAAAUGAAAUCAGCCAUCGACUCGUUUAAAACAAAGGACAUGGCUGAGUUAUUAAAGUUUCAUCAACACGUUGAACUUCAUCUUGAAGUACUAACGGACGAGACACAGGUGUUAUCAAAGUUUGAAGGUUUUCCAACUAAGAAGCUUGAGACUUUAAGAACCGCGUCUGCACUUUAUACAAGACUAGAUGCAAUUGUCAAAAACUUAGAGGGCUGGAAACUUGUUUCACCACUAUCACAGCAACUCAACAGGAUCGAAAGUUAUUUUGAUAAGAUCAAAGUGGAAGUUGAUUCACUGGACAGAACAAAGGAUGAUGAAUCAAAACGUUUUCAGAGUCAUCAAAUUACCUUUGACUUCAACGUUCUUGUGAAAAUCAAGGAAGCCAUGGUGGAUCUCUCCUCAAAUUGCAUAGAAAUGGCACUAAAGGAAAGCAAAGAAGCAAAAACUGCAAUUAAUGGUGAAAACAGUGCCAAAGCCAAUGGCCGGCGGAAGUCAUGCUCUCAGCUGCUUUGGAGAGCAUUUCAGUUAGCCUUUAGGGUGUAUCACUUUGCUGGUGGGCAAGAUGAUAGGGCAGAGCAAUUGACUGCAGAAUUGGCAAAAGAAAUAGAAAGUUAUCCUCUUGAAUAAUGCAGUUUGUGCUCCAGAUCCGCAAUAUCUUCUAAAGUCAUGUAUCUUAUUAGUACACAUCAUGCUAUAUAGAAAUUUUGGUGUCUACAGAGUCAAGUAAGCAUAGAGCGCCCCUUUACUGGUGCUAUGGUUUAUAACAAGUACAGGUAUUGGCUCUUCGAUCUGCUGUAAAUAAAGCAAGACAUUUUUUGCUGCAGGGCUAUAUGUAGAUGGAAACAGCCUUCUAGUUUGGUACAUUAAACAUUCUGGGUUAUUGAAGCGUUGAAGUUGAGUUGGCUUUCCA
Molecule: messenger RNA, 3936 nt
Organism: Nymphaea colorata (pocket water lily)
Lineage: Eukaryota; Viridiplantae; Streptophyta; Magnoliopsida; Nymphaeales; Nymphaeaceae
Exons: 9
Coding region: 828-3653 (941 amino acids)
Biological process (GO): chloroplast organization
Cellular component (GO): chloroplast outer membrane
Source: RefSeq, a predicted model, not a curated record